AUAUUAUAAGUCAUACAUGCAAAAAGUCAUUUAUUGUGUUCAAAAAGUCACGUUUGUUGGUUAAGGAUCAUUUUAACAUUUUGGAGUAAAUAGUUAGCUAUGUCUGACACAAAUACCUCCUCGGAUAUACAGAUAAGGCAGCUACCUCUGACAUGGAUGAGGAAGAUGUUAACUAUUCUACUGACCUUUGACAAAGACAAAGAUGGAGUGAUGGGCUAUGAGGAUCAUAUGCAGGUGGUUGAUAAAUUUGUAAGAGAAGCUAACUUGACAGGGAAGGCAAGAGACGGCAUAUACCAGACUUUUCAGGACUACUGCACAUCUGGGGAAUCACAGGGCAUUCCGAAUUCUCCUUCAGUAGCACAGCAACUUCUGACUGUUUGGAUACAGAAAGACAACCCAGAAACAGUUGAGAAGUGGUAUAAAAUUCAAACAGAAAAUGCCCAGCUUCUAAGCUUGGACGUGCCUGGUUUCAUGACAUUUGAUAACUACAUGGUAUAUUGGAAUGGACUGGGCCUCGAUAAAAGAUUUGCAAGAAUGCAAUUUGACUACAUGGAUACAAAUAAUGAUGGACUGAUAAGCCAUGAAGAAUUUGCCAAUGGAUAUUUGGAAUAUAUGUGUAACACAGAUCAAAAUAAUCUCAACCGCUAUUUUGGACCAUUGAUGAGAUACUAAAUUAAAGGACCCAUUUAAACCACUUUGGCUUAUUUUGUAUUCUUACCCAAU
Owenia fusiformis is the source of this 723-nucleotide messenger RNA. The record is from the annotation of a GenBank genome assembly. NCBI's taxonomy places the organism in Eukaryota, Metazoa, Annelida, Polychaeta, Sabellida, Oweniidae.